Messenger RNA from Trichoderma breve, 291 nucleotides. Its product is annotated as NADH-ubiquinone oxidoreductase MWFE subunit domain-containing protein. The coding region runs from base 1 to 291 and encodes 96 amino acids. The record is from RefSeq and is a predicted model, not a curated record. The transcript is spliced from 4 exons. NCBI's taxonomy places the organism in Eukaryota, Fungi, Ascomycota, Sordariomycetes, Hypocreales, Hypocreaceae.
AUGCCUGUCCCUUUCGAAACCCUGAUACCGUAUGGUAUCAUGAUUGUCAUGUUUGGUGUCUCGGGUACCGGGCUUGCAGCCUUCAAGACGUGGCAGAACGAGGGCAAGCGACCGCGCUAUUCAUUGGAUCAGUGGGACAAGACACCGGUCGAUUUGGAUACUAACGAACUCGAAGUGAUGGAGCGAGACCGACGCCUGACAGGCACCUUGAGAGGACAAACCGACAACCCAGAGGCUCCAUUGGGAUUCGAAUUCAGCAAUGGAUGGAAGCUGGAGAAGAGAUUCACCUAA